This is a messenger RNA of Drosophila persimilis, 768 nucleotides long. It is a transcript of the gene lin-28, whose product is annotated as protein lin-28 homolog. Bases 3 to 575 code for a protein of 190 amino acids. Lineage: Eukaryota; Metazoa; Arthropoda; Insecta; Diptera; Drosophilidae. The transcript has 5 exons. Gene Ontology annotation, molecular function: nucleic acid binding; zinc ion binding. The record is from RefSeq and is a predicted model, not a curated record.
AAAUGGAAAACAUUCAAGUGGCAGACGAGCAGAAACCCGAUGCAGGAGGAGACCCGAACAGCAGCAGCAGCAACAGCUCCACAACAUCAUCCCAGCCAGCGAAUCCUGGCGAGGAAUGCGGCUGUGUGCGCCUGGGCAAAUGCAAAUGGUUCAAUGUGGCCAAGGGCUGGGGCUUCCUAACCCCCAACGAUGGCGGCCAAGAGGUCUUCGUGCAUCAGAGUGUCAUCAAGAUGUCUGGAUUUCGUUCGCUUGGCGAGCAGGAGGAGGUGGAGUUCGAGUGCCAUCGCACGGCCCGCGGCCUGGAGGCCACCAGGGUCUCGGGUCGCGCGGGGGACGAGUGCCACGGCAGCACCUACCGACCACGCAUCAAUCGUCGGACUCGCCGCAUGCGCUGCUAUAAUUGCGGCGAAUUCGCCAAUCAUAUCGCCUCCGAGUGCGCUCUGGGGCCGCAGCCGAAGCGCUGCCAUCGGUGCCGCGGCGAGGACCAUCUCCACGCCGAUUGCCCCCAUCGGAAUGUGACACAAACCAGCAGCAGCAAAAGCCUGGAGGACACGGAGCAAGCCCCCGAAGGGUGAGAGAGAGCUAGGUAGGGCCUAGUGGGGUGUCACAGGAAGUUACAAACUUCUUUGAAGAGUACAAAAAAUGCAAAAUUGAGCGAGAAACGGAAAGGAAAGGAAAGAAGACAGAACGGAGAAACGCAUCAAAUCAAAGAAACCCAACGUACAACACACACAACACAAGGAAAUCUAUCUACACGUUUAAGUGCAG